Messenger RNA from Aspergillus niger, 4113 nucleotides. RefSeq lists its product as uncharacterized. Lineage: Eukaryota; Fungi; Ascomycota; Eurotiomycetes; Eurotiales; Aspergillaceae. The record is from RefSeq and is a predicted model, not a curated record. The coding region runs from base 1 to 4113 and encodes 1370 amino acids. The transcript has 11 exons.
AUGGACUGGUCUAAGACAGUCUUUCGUCUGCGCGCAUUGCCAGACACUGUGGAAACCAAAGACGAUGCCGCUCGUCUACUUAGCGAGCGGCUCAGCGAUGUCUCUGCGCGCCAAAUUUGGGUGUAUUCCCUAGCGCUGGCCCUGAGACCCCAGGACAACUGGGAAGGGCCUCCCACUAAAGUAGCAACUGUUAUGUUCAGUGUCCCCCCUUUACUUGUCCAACGCGAUCCACAAAAGCAGGUGUGGUAUAUCCCCGCCAAAGGCCAUGACCGUGAUAGCCCAGAUCUCAUCCUAGACACUCAGUUCCUAGGUCUGACACCUUUGAAUGAUACAAAUCACUUGCAAAACUCGUACGAUUGCAUCGCCAUCUCGGGUCUGGCGAGUCACCCUUUCGGAUCCUGGCAGCCAAAAGGAAGUGACAAGCGCUUCAUGUGGAUUCGUGAUGAUCUGGCCAGAUAUGCGCGAGGAACUCGGGCCAUACUUUACGGUUAUGACACCGAACUUGACAGAAGCAGCUCCUUUCAAACUAUCUACGACCUUGCCAAGCAGCUAAUCGAACAAUUGCAUGCCUACCGGGGCCCGGGGUCUGUAACGCCGCUGGCUUUUCUAGCCCAUAGUCUGGGAGGACUGGUUGUUAAGCAGGCUUUGCGGGAUCUGGCCAACAAUUACCCUGGCCGUGAAUAUCAGAAUCUUCUGGCUGCUGUGCGCGGAGGAGUCUUCUUCGGCGUUCCGAACAUGGGUAUAGAGCAGGGGGGAUUCUACUCCAUUGUCCACAAUAAUGCAAACGAAUUCCUAAUCCGGGAUCUGUCUGGGAGGACAAAUUUCUACCGCGAACUCACAAAAGCAUUCGCCGGCAUCCCCUUCAAUGAACAUUGCACGUUCUUUUGGGCAUACGAAACGAAAGAGUCGCCCACGAAAAAAGGAGAUGGCCAACUAGCUCGAGACGGAUCCACAGCCAUUCUAGUGAGUCCGGAGUCUGCAACAUGCGGGUUUGUCAACAUCAAUCCUGCGGUAACCUUUCCGAUCAACGCCUCCCACUCCGAUAUGGUGAAGUUUAACCAAGAUUCUCACUACUAUUCAAUUGUGCGCGCAAAAUUGUCGCAGAUUUUACGGCCCACCCCUCAGCCGCAAGAUGACAUAGACGCUGAUGGACAGAGUUGCAAUGUGUUGCACACAGUUUCUGAUGAUGUGAUUAGGCCUUUCCAGCAGAUUGAUUCAACGAGCACAACGACUUCAUUAGCUGGCAGCCUUCCGCUGCUGCAGCCACCACGCAGCAUAUUUGGUAAGCGCAAUCUCGAAUUAUCCAGAGACAUGAAGUACAUGGCACGACUAGAACCGUUCCUGGUAUCGAUGGAACAGUUUGGCCAGCUGACGGAAGACAUCCUGUUAUUCUCCAGUAGCUCUAAUAGCAUGGCGUACGUAUGGGCCACCUGUGGCUACUCAAAGGAGUUCGACUCUAUCUUGAAUGCCUACCAGUCGAUCGGAGACCAGAUGCCUCGAAUCGGCCAACAUCAUGCUCUUUUUGUCGAAUGUCCUCACCUGAGGGAUGUACUAGUAAUGAUCUACAAGGAUGCUAAUCUAACUCUAGAAUUGAACCAGCUGUUCCACGCCUGGAUGAGAGACUUUACUACCAAUAUUGACGAGAUUUCGGAGAGAACUGCGCGGAACAAACGGCUGAUCGAGAACAGGGUCUCUCUUGUGGAAUUCGAAGCUAUCAGAAAAGAUGAUUCAAUAUCCGCACGUGCACUUGAACGUGAGAAGGAGGCUAUGGUGAAGGUUCACAGAGAUACAGUUGAGCAUUGGCUCUCUGCAUUCGACAUCAAAGCAGAACACCGCAUUCAUCAAGAGAAGAGAAGAGUUUGCCAGGACCCUGGACGCUGGCUACUCAGUAGUCCCGGGUUCAAGACAUGGUCAAGCCCUGAUGAUUGGUUGAACCCACUGCUCUGGCUCAGUGGAAUCCCAGGAGCAGGCAUACUUCCUGGCGCAAUCGUCGCGUAUUUUUAUUGCAAGCAUGGCGAUGAGAAACGUAAUACCGUUGAAAGUGUGACAAGGUCGAUCUUGGCACAAGUCCUUGAACAAAAUGCUGAAUUACUGCCAUACUUCCAUGAAAAAGCUCACAUGAACGCGUCAUUAACAUCACCCGCAUUCUCUGAGCAGAUGUUGUGCACUUCUCUUAGAAGUUGUGAGAGGGUCUAUAUCGUUCUUGAUGGUUUAGAUGAAUGUGGGCGCGCUGCUAGGAAGAAUAUCGUCAGCCGUUUUCGCCAAAUGACUGAUGCUGCAAUAGAUGUGGGCUCCAUCAGGUGUCUCUUCGUCAGCCAGGAAGACGGGGCGGCUGCAGAAGAUUUCCAUGGCAUCGAAUGCAUCAAGAUCGAAAAACGUAAUUUUGAUGAUAUCUCGGCUUUUGCCGGCGUGUGGCAGCAAACUCUAGUUACCAAGUUCGGACGAAACAAUAGGGUCUUGGAUAUCCAAGAUAUCAUAUCAAAGCGGGCUAAGGGAAUGUUUAUUUUCGCCGAGCUGUUCGCGAAAUACCUCGCGGAGCGGCUGAGUCUCGAAGACCUCGAAGACCAGCUUCGUCCUGAUAAUCUUCCGGUGGAGUUGGAUGAUCUCUAUGAGCGGAUUCUUGGUCGUAUCCACGAAGUGAGAGACGUUGAAACUAUGAGGCAUAUUAAGGAAAUGCUAGGAUGGAUUGUCUGUGCCCGUAGGCCACUACGAUGGGAAGAGAUACAGACCACAGUCUGUAUCAGUCCGAAAGUGGGAAACUUUGAUAUUCGCAGACGACUAGUCGAUUCGCCAAGGGACCUGUUUGCCUCCCUUGUGGAGUGCCAUCCUGAUGGCACUGUCGAUCUUGUCCAUGGGACUGCGCGGCAAAAAGAGCCGGUGGUAAGGGUCCACCAGGCGCAAUUUUCGCUAGCGAUGCGCUGUCUCACGUACCUCUCGUUCCAUCAAUUCAACCUUGAUCGGGAUGAGCAUGAUAUCAAGUCGGAUAUGCUUAGCGGGUUCCAUCACCUGUAUGACUAUGCGUCUGCUUGCUGGGCUAUGCACCUGGAAGGGGGGAUUCUGGGUCUUGAAAAGGACGACCUCAUUCGUCUACGCGAGGCUUUAAGGAGAUUAGUUGAAAAGCACUGGUCCGAGUCACACAAGCCCAUUCAACAUGUCGAAAGAGUGCGCACAGCCUUAUCACCUUUCGCGGAACUUGAAAGCACGGAACCAACGGAUUACAACCGACUAGUUCAAGCGGUCGCCUGGGCCAGGAAGCAGUCUGGCCAGUCCGGGAUAGGCCCCAGCAACGAGGAGGCGCUCACCUUGUGGAGGGUAACAGCCAAGAUCAGGUCUGUGUUGGAAAAUAUUGAUACGAAAGGUGACGACUAUGCGAUAAUCAAGCGCCUCUACGGCGUGAACCGCUUCAAAUGCCCUCGGGUCAAUUGUUACUACUAUCAUUACGGCUUCCGUUCUCUUGACCAGCGGAACCGACAUACCAAAAAGCACACGCGACCAUACCUCUGUGUUGUCACGGGCUGUCCGAUGGAGGUCUUUGGCUACGCGCAGGAAAAAGAAUUGCAAAAGCACUUAUUCGAUGUGCAUCACAUCAACGAUACCAGCGAUGGAGACGAGCCAGACUUUCCUAACCCUCAUAAAGAGAAGGCAUCCAAGUCCGGAGGAGGUGAGGGAAGAUAUAGGUGUCCCGACUGUGACAAGACUUUUACCCAAAAAAAGAGUCUAAAUCGACAUCAGAGAAGCCACGCUAGUGAGAAGUCAUUCUCUUGUACCAAGUGCAGCAAAGCCUUCACGCGAAAAGAGGACUGCGAGCGCCAUCAGGAUGUACAUAGUAACACCAAGGAAAAGUACGUCUGCGCCGGAACUCUCAAGGACGGGACGAAGUGGGGGUGCAAUAGAUCCUUCACCAGAAAGGACAAACUCAGGGAUCAUUUCCGGCCAGAGAAGAAACUCAAGUGCAUAUUGCCUUGGCUGCGGGAGAAACAAGCAGCUGGUGGUGUCGAUGGAAAUUAUCUGGAUGGCAACGUGUUUGCUGAUCAGAAGGGGGCCAACGCCGAGGUUAGGUCAGACUCGGUUAUUGAUGCUGUUGCAUCUCGCUACGCUAAGACCAUAGCAUGA